CUUGGGCUCCCUCCACGGCCCGGAUCUCAUCGAGGGGCUCCAAGGGGUCCGUCUCCCGGUCUCAGGCAAUUCCCGGGCCCCCAGGAACCCCAGUCAGCUCCCCGGUUUCAGAGCCGUUCCCAGCGCCGCCUUCUGUGAUGUCAUCCCCCAACGGGAGCCGCGCCCAGAAGAUGCGGCUGCCUUUGUUUACACAGAAGGGACAGCUGGAGGUGCCCACCCCUUCGGAGAAGGACUGGUCCAAGGAUGACGAAGAGGGCUACGUCUUCAAGGACCCACACCAGGAGCUGGAUUCCCUGCCGCAGCCGUUCCGAAUGAUCAACAAGCUGGUGAACCUGCUGUUCGACCGGGCGUGGGAAAUUGUUGAGGAGAGGGACUCGCUGAGGGAAGUGGAGCUCAGCCGGAUCCGGCCGACCCUCUACCCUCCAGUUUUGGAAAGCAAGCUCAGCAAAAGGCCAAGAUGCAUAGCGGUUUCCCAAGACUAUGUGUUUAUUGCAGGAGCCAAAGGCUUCUCCAUCUAUAAUCUGCACGAUGCUAGACAAAUCUAUGUUUACGAGAAAUUUAAGGUUGAGGUCAUGUCCAUCUGGGCCACAGAUUUGGGGAACGAAACGCUUAUGGCUCCUGUGGAUGAAAUGGGUGUCGUCAGACUGUUUUAUCUCUGUAAGGACGGUCUUUUCUUCAUCAAAACCAUCAACGAAGUGGAUGACACCAGCAAGCAAACCAUCUGUGUGAGGAUGGACAUCUCUCACGGAGGGGACUUUGCAGCCUUCCUCAUACAAGGGGCUGGAGACACUUGGCUGGACGUGUACAAGUUGCCCAAGGAGUCUUGGGCCAAGGAGGUGGAGCACCCCCAGCUGGCUGUGAACCCAAAGAAAAAAGCCAAACAGCCCCAAAUGGAUGUAAGCAUCUGUUACCUGGGAGAGGUUAAGUUGAGUCUUCCAGUCCAGAUAAUGAAGAUCAAACCACCCAAACCAAUUACAGGUUCCCCAUUUAAAAGCCCCCUGGAAGUGUUUGCGAAGAUAGAGGGCUGCUACGGGCUGGGCUCGGGCCAGAACCACGUCAUCAAGGACAGUCAGUGGGAGCAGCAGACCGCCAUCUUCAACGCCACGUACAGGAAGUACCUGGAUGGGGAGUGGGAGGAGGAGCCGCUCAGUAUGGCCACGUUCCACUUCCUUUUCCCUAGCUGCCUAACGAUGAUGCCAACAGAGGUGAAGAGCCCCCCAGGGGUAGCCAGUGUCCUUGGCGUGCACUGGACGGGACGGCACAACUUCUUCCUCUAUUCCCUCAACCGCACCCUGAAGGACAAAGUUGACCCCGAGGGCGUGUGGCCUUGUGCUGCGCCCAUUGCUGUGUCUCAGCUCAGCGACUGCGGCUCCUACCUGGUGCUGGCCUGCGAGGACGGGGUGCUCACGCUGUGGGACCUGGCUGAAGGACUGCCUCUUGGGGUCAUCGCUCUUCCUGAGGGGUGUUCCUGCCAAAGCAUUCACUUCCUGAAAUACUUCUUAGUCCACGACGGGCGGAACGUGUAUCCCGAGGGUCCGGUGAAAUCCCAGAUGAGCUGUGUGGUGCUGUGCACGGACACGUCCCUGCACCUGGUGACCGCCACGGGGACCCAAGGCCCCACCGUCAGCAUGCUGGUGGAGAGGCCUGUCAAGCACCUGGAGGAGGCUCUCUGCGCGGUGGCCCCCGUCCCGGCCUUGCCUGGCAUGGUGCUGACCUUCGCCAGGAACAGCUCCGUGCGCCUGCUGGACGUGGCCCGGCUGCACGUGGUCUGUGCCUUUGCGCCCCCCGAGCCUUACCACCUGGCGGUGCCCUGGAAGCCAGUGUUCGCCGUGUCUUUGCAUCACCCGUUUUUCCUGCUCCGAGGAGACCAUCCAGAUGGGGACAGUGACACCCCGAGUUCCGUCUUCUACUUCGAUUUCGACUCCUGCUCCCUCCUGGAGGACGUCUCGAAGAGCUGCUUCAUUCCCCAAGCGGACUUGAACUUGAACGACCUGACCGCCGCGGGCUUCCCCCAGGCGCUGCCCCUGGAGAGGAGAUGCGAGAGCGUCCUCCAGAAGAGGUUCCAGAAGCUGGAGAACAAGGUGAAGGAGCAGGAGCACUGGACCCGGCUGCGGAGGUACUCGCUGCUUCUGCAGAGAGAGAACGUCCGGAAGUGAGGGGGCCACCGCCCGGCUCCCGGGGGAGGUGUCGGCGGCAGGCGGGCUGGCUUCGCCCAGGAGGCCCCGAGGUGAAGAGACGCGGCGGCAAGGGGGUGCGGCUCAGUAGGUCCCAGGGGCUUGCACUUGCAGUCCGGGCCCCCCGCAGAGCCAGCAGGGGGAGCGGGACUAUUUUGGGGGGGUUUCGAUCACUAUGCCGAUGGUCAGAGCCCGCAGGCAGACAGCUGUGUCACCCAAAUA
This is a messenger RNA of Eptesicus fuscus (big brown bat), 2396 nucleotides long. It is a transcript of the gene WDR93, whose product is annotated as WD repeat domain 93. Gene Ontology annotation, biological process: electron transport chain. The record is from RefSeq and is a predicted model, not a curated record. Bases 138 to 2156 code for a protein of 672 amino acids. NCBI's taxonomy places the organism in Eukaryota, Metazoa, Chordata, Mammalia, Chiroptera, Vespertilionidae. The transcript is spliced from 16 exons. Gene Ontology annotation, molecular function: protein binding.